Messenger RNA from Girardinichthys multiradiatus, 1626 nucleotides. RefSeq names its product histone H2B 1/2. Lineage: Eukaryota; Metazoa; Chordata; Actinopteri; Cyprinodontiformes; Goodeidae. The transcript has a single exon. Gene Ontology annotation, cellular component: nucleosome. The record is from RefSeq and is a predicted model, not a curated record. The coding region runs from base 21 to 395 and encodes 124 amino acids. Gene Ontology annotation, molecular function: structural constituent of chromatin; protein heterodimerization activity; DNA binding.
UUUCCUAGAAAAUCAUCAGGAUGCCUGAACCCGCCAAGUCUGCGCCCAAGAAGGGCUCCAAGAAAGCCGUGACCAAGACGGCCGGCAAAGGAGGCAAGAAGAAGAGAAAGACCAGGAAGGAGAGCUACGCCAUCUACGUGUACAAGGUGCUGAAGCAGGUCCACCCCGACACCGGCAUCUCGUCCAAGGCCAUGAGCAUCAUGAACUCGUUUGUCAACGACAUCUUUGAGCGCAUCGCCUCCGAGGCUUCUCGUCUGGCUCACUACAACAAACGCUCCACCAUCACCUCCAGGGAGAUCCAGACCGCCGUGCGGCUCCUGCUGCCCGGUGAGCUGGCCAAGCACGCCGUGUCUGAGGGCACCAAGGCUGUCACCAAGUACACCAGCUCCAAGUAAACAGUGCUGCUGUUUACCACCAACUCAACAAAGGCCCUUUUAAGGGCCACACAAACACAACUAAGAGGGAGAAACCUGUUUUAUUUACGAUGUUUUUUCUCUUUUUAAAUCUGUUUUAAGCCUUAAAGACUGUUUCAAACCCAGAGGCUCUGUGCCACUUUGGAUCUAUAACACAAAAAAUUGUUUAGUUCUGAAAAUCCUCCCAACAGAUUUUGAGGAUCAAUGUAUACCAGACUGCUGAAACCCAGUCCUUAAGAGCCGCCAUCCUGCAACUUUUGGAUGCAUCCCUGAGUUCAGCUCUGCAGAGGUCUGAUAAUAAGCCAAUAAUUUGAUUCACAUCGAGACUCCAGUUCUUCACACUUAAGCUCUCAAUAGUUAUUGGUUUUAAAACAUUUCAGGUUUUAAUUGUUCUGGCAACUAUGGACCACAACAAGCUGAUAAUUAUGGGUUCUGAUCUGGAGCAAAAAACAAAUAUUCAGGUUGUCCUUUAAUGGAUUCACUGCUGUUAGGAAACUAAAACUUAUUUACUUAAAGGUUAAACAUUUAUCUUCUCACUUAGGGUCAGCACAUUGGACCGGAACUUCACUCUCUUGUAUCGGUCAAACAUCUCAAAACUAUAAGCCAAGUUUAAAAAGUCUUAAUCAACCACAUCAUAAAUAUCUGCAUUAAUAGUGGAUUCAUACAUUCAUAUGAGAUAGAUAAAUCUACCAGCGCUUAGUUUAUAAUUUGACUGGUUUGUGUUUCUUGUAGAUCUAUAUUAGUUUUAUGUUUUUCCCCAUAUUUCCAGACAGAAUUUGAUGUAUGAGGGAUGAGUAUAAAACAAUAAGACUUCCAAUUUUAAAUGUAAAUAAACAUUUUUUUUAGCAAUAUCUUUAUUUUAUUACACAAAAAAGAAAAAGACAAAGAUUUACAAUUAAUAAUGGUUUGGAUUUUCAUCUUUCCCUCCCAUCUGCACAACAUAACAUCUUUUUCGGCAAAAAAGUAAACACGUAAAAUAAAUUAAAAACGAAACAAAAUUUUUUAAAUUGCUUAACAAGAAGGUGCCUUGUAUUACAUACAUAUAUACAGAUAUUUUAUUUGAACCCAUUUUUUUAUAGUGUCUCUACUGCAUUAUUAUUACCCAAUAUUAAAGUAUUUCAUAAAAACCACAAAAGCUUUCCAUAUUCCUUCAUAGACAUCCAUUUCAUUUUUAAAAUAUGUUAUUCUCUCCAUCACCAUACAUUGUUUCAUU